AGGGCCCUGGGAGCCAGAUUCGCGGCGCUCCCGCUCCCGCUCCCCGCGGUUGGCUUCCAUGGGCGGUCCCCAGGCCUAUUUCGCCGAAGGGGCGGGAGCGGGGGCGGAGCACAGUCUUUCGCAGCCUGGGAAGGCGUGGCUGAGGCGGGAAGGUCUUUGAUAGCUGGCUUGGCGGGUGUCACACGCGCUCUGAGACCAGGCUGGGCUGUGCGCGCCGAGCUCACCUGGACGCGGUGCUCGAUCGCGCACUCGAGCCCGCCCCGACCCUCUCUGUAGCAGCCGAAUUUGGGGCAACAUCUCCGUGUCGCUGCCGCCAGCAAGCCCUCUGUCCCCCAUCAGAGAGGUCACAUGGGCCACGAGGUCACCUGCCCGUGGAGGGGCCACCUGCUUCCCCUCCAGGUGAGGACUUGGAUCGAGCCUGUGGUGGCCUCGACCCAGCUGGCCGCCUCCCUCUAUGACACGGGGCUACUCCUGGUGGUGAAGGCAUCCUUCCGGGCCAGGAACUCCUCCAACCACAGCACCACCCUGUCUCUCCGGGGAGCCGAAGAGGACCAAGAGCAGAAGGCCAUCUCCAAUUUCUACAUCAUCUACAACCUCGUGGUGGGCCUGACGCCUUUGCUGUCCGCCUAUGGGCUGGGCUGGCUCAGCGACAGGUACCACCGCAAGAUCUCCAUCGCCAUGUCGCUGCUGGGCUUCCUGCUGUCCCGCUUCGGACUGCUCCUCAAAGUGCUGCUGGAUUGGCCGGUGGAGGUGCUGUACGGGGCUGCGGCGCUGAACGGGCUGGGCGGCGGCUUCUCAGCCUACUGGUCCGGAGUCAUGGCGCUGGGAUCCCUGGGCUCCUCCGAGGGCCGCCGCUCCUUGCGCCUCAUCCUUAUUGACCUGAUCAUGGGCUUGGCAGGGUUCUGCGGCAGCAUGGCCUCCGGAUAUCUCUUCAAGAAGAUGGCUGGGCACUCUGGGCAGGGCCUGGUGCUGACGGGCUGCAGUGUAUCCUUUGCCUCUUUCGCUUUUUUCUAUGCCCUCUUGGUGCUGAAGGUCCCUAAGGCCAGCAAGGAGUUCCCCAGCGUGGAUACUGUAUCUGGCACAGUGGGCACGUAUCGCACCCUGGAUCCUGACCAGCUGGACAAGCAGCGUGUAGUGGGGCACCUUUCAUCUCCCAGAAAAGCAAAGCCCCCAAAAACCACCAUUGCCCUGCUCUUUGUGGGUGCCAUCAUGUAUGACCUGGCAGUGGUGGGAACAGUGGACGUGAUGGCCCUUUUUGUGCUGAGGGAGCCUCUGAGUUGGAACCAAGUGCAGGUGGGCUAUGGUAUGGCUUCCGGGUACACCAUCUUCAUCACCAGCUUCCUGGGUGUCCUGGUCUUCUCCCGCUACUUCCAGGACACCACCAUGAUCAUGAUUGGCAUGGUCUCCUUUGCAUCAGGAGCCCUCCUCUUGGCCUUUGUGAAAGAGACAUACAUGUUCUAUAUUGCACGAGCUGUCAUGAUGUUCGCUCUCAUCCCCAUCACAACCAUCCGGUCAGCCAUGUCUAAACUCAUAAAGGACUCCUCUUACGGAAAGGUGUUCGUCAUACUGCAGCUGUCCUUGGCUCUGACUGGGGUGGUGACAUCCACCAUGUAUAACAAGAUCUAUCAGCUCACCAUGGACAAGUUUAUUGGCACCAGUUUUGCUCUCUCCUCCUUCAUAUCCUUCUUGGCCAUUGUCCCAAUUGGAAUUGUGGCCUACAAACAAGUCCCAGGCUUUCAAUAUGAAGACAGGACAGAGAAAUGAAGGUGCAGAUCUACAGGGGCUUCAAAACACCAGCAGUGGCUGGAUCUCCCGAAAGACUAAGGAAGGGACCAGAGAACUGGUGACCAAAGCAACUACUCCUCAAGAAACCUAAGUUCCAGCCAAAGUUAGUCUCCAAAUGGCUCUGGUUCAGGGGUCCCAGGUGGACGGGAAAAGCACUUUCUGGGUGAUGGAAGAACUUUCUCAGCUCUCAGAUGCCCCUAUUAGGCAGAUGUUAGGUUCUGGGGUGCCAGCUGCUAUCCCAGGCCCUAGAUGGGGCUUCAGACUCCAACUGCAGCCAGCCGGCCUCCUUUCUUCUGGGUACUAUCUUGAUGGCUCCAACACAGGACUAACUGCUCACCUGGGUGCUGUGCUACAAGUCCCACAGGAAGACUCAAAUGAGGCCUGCAUUUCCAACAGCCUGAAGGAAAGGGAUGUUUUCUAAGAACUGCCAGCAGUUUUGGAUGAACAAUAUCUUUCAAAUUAAAAUAAAGCCUUGACAAAAAGUCACUCUUCUUUCCUGGGGCCUUGUUAGCUAUGGAAACUCAAGAGCAAUGCUCAGGGUAGUGUUCUCAUGGUUGUUUUUGAGCAGGAAAUAUCAAAAGAUUUCCUUAAUGGAAUAGUCAGUUGAAUACUGUCAGUCAACAAUACUUUCCAAAGUGGGUGGUGUAAAGGGAGAGGAUAUAUAAGAGCCAUUUUGUUUCACGGUAUUUAUUUUUGUCUAUUUUACUUACAUAUAUAAAAGCAACUCACCUCUCAAUAAAGUCAACAUUUACAAUGUGA
Messenger RNA from Heterocephalus glaber (naked mole-rat), 2544 nucleotides. It is a transcript of the gene Slc46a2, whose product is annotated as solute carrier family 46 member 2. Gene Ontology annotation, biological process: transmembrane transport. Gene Ontology annotation, molecular function: transmembrane transporter activity. The record is from RefSeq and is a predicted model, not a curated record. NCBI's taxonomy places the organism in Eukaryota, Metazoa, Chordata, Mammalia, Rodentia, Bathyergidae. Gene Ontology annotation, cellular component: membrane.